UGUACAUACAUUAGGUACCUAGAUAGCUCUCUAUAUCGAUUUGCUUUGUCCCAAAUACAACUACAAAGUCGUAAACGCUUUUAUCAAAGUGACAAUUUUCUCUACUUAACAUUACCCAGAGAAGAAUUCAUACAUCACACAAAAUGGCUUCAGGCCAGUCCAUUUCUACCGUGUACGUGCGGAACCUUGAGGAGCGCGUCAAGCCCGAGGCCCUCAAGGAGGUGCUGACGACCGUGUUCUCGGAGUACGGAAAUAUCAUCGAGAUCGUCGCGAAGCGGAACCUUAAAGCUAAGGGUCAAGCGUUCAUCGUCUAUGACCGGCCCGAGUCGGCUCUCCAGGCUGUCGAAGAGGUGCAGGGCUUCGAGCUCUUCGAGAAACCGAUGCAGGUUGCGCUCGCGCGCACGCGUAGCGAUGCUACGGUCAAGAAGACGGGGAAUAAAGAGGAGUUUGAGCUUCAUCAGCGGAGGAGGUUGGCUGAGAAGGAUAAGAAAAAGGCCGCCGAAGCCGCCGAAGAGCAAAAGCGCCUCAAGCGCCCCGGCGCCCAGCCCCCUCCAGGCGAAGCAGCGCGCCCGGCCAAGGCAGCGCGCGGGCUCAAGCCGACCGGCCCAUCUGCCGGCCCCAACGCCGUCGUUCCGGACGAGUACCUACCUCCGAACAAGAUCCUGUUCGUGCAGAACCUACCGGACGACUACCACGACAUCGAGGCGCUCACGGGCAUCUUCGGCCGCUUCGAGGGCUUCCGCGAAGUCCGUCUGGUCCCCGGCCGCAAGGGCAUCGCGUUUAUCGAAUACGAGGCGGAGGCGGGUGCGAUCACGGCGAAGGAGAAUACUGCGGGUAUGGCGCUUGGCGAGAAGCUUAUCAAAGUCACGUACCAGAGACAGUAGUAAGUCGGGGUUGGUGGAUGGGGAAGGUUUGUAUGAUAAGCGCAUAUUUAAUACCCUUUUGCAUUCGAUAUGGAUGCUGGUAGUUCGUAGGAAAGUCGAGAUAGUAAGCCGGUUUAGCAUGCCUUGCACAUCGAGAAUUAGACGAUUCUUGUUCACUUAAAUACAAUACGUAU
This is a messenger RNA of Daldinia vernicosa, 1057 nucleotides long. RefSeq names its product RNA-binding domain-containing protein. The coding region runs from base 144 to 884 and encodes 246 amino acids. The transcript is spliced from 3 exons. The record is from RefSeq and is a predicted model, not a curated record. Gene Ontology annotation, cellular component: U1 snRNP. Lineage: Eukaryota; Fungi; Ascomycota; Sordariomycetes; Xylariales; Hypoxylaceae. Gene Ontology annotation, molecular function: U1 snRNA binding. Gene Ontology annotation, biological process: mRNA splicing, via spliceosome.